Molecule: messenger RNA, 724 nt
Organism: Octopus bimaculoides (California two-spot octopus)
Lineage: Eukaryota; Metazoa; Mollusca; Cephalopoda; Octopoda; Octopodidae
Product: mucin-like protein
Biological process (GO): cell-matrix adhesion
Molecular function (GO): calcium ion binding
Source: RefSeq, a predicted model, not a curated record
GAAACAAUAUUAUUUUCGCUGCAGAUAUAGACGAGUGUGAAAAGCAAAAUGCCUGCGAGCACGGUUGCAAGAAUACCAACGGAUCAUAUAACUGUACUUGUUUCUCUGGUUAUACACUGAAUGCAAAUGGCAAGACAUGUGACAAAACGGGGACAUUAAACUGUUCUAGCUGCUCUGUUUACCAUGGCUGUACAAUUAAUGCGUCAAGCAGAGAAACGUGUUUUUGUAAAUUGGGUUACGAUAUGAAUUCUACAGGAUGCUUCGAUACUGACGAAUGUUUAAAAUCCUCGGAAAUAUGUGGAAAUGCUACCUGUGUUAACAUCGACUCUAGCUACAAAUGUGUGUGUGAUGAGGGAUACUUUUAUAAUAUAAAUACAAAUAGCUGUACCGAAUGUCCGAAGAACAAAUAUGGAAAAAAUUGCAACGAAACAUGCGACUUUAGAUGUGCUUCUUGUGAUAAAAUAACAGGCUGUGUUUGUGAACGCGGUAAAAAAGGAAACAACUGUUCAGAAGAUAUCAAUGAAUGUAAUUCAACCCACGAAUGUGAUCGUCUAACAACUACUUGCGAAAAUGUAGUUGGAUCAUAUUAUUGCAAAUGUAAGGCUGGUUAUAAAAAGAUUCUUGAUAUCAAAUGUGAAGGUACGUAGAUCCAAUGAAGUUUUCAUAGUCAUUCGUAAUUUACUGCUUUAUAGACUUCAUAUUUCGAUGCAUAUUUUAGUAAGCA